GUUUGGGGAACGCACAUCGCGAACUCGGCGACGUCGUUAACGUUGAUUCCGGUGGCCUGAAGACAAGACUUGUGCUCCUUUUUGUUGUAUUUUCUUUUUUUUUUUUUUGAGUGAACAUCUGGUGUCUAUCAAUCGGCAAGAUGUCCAGUAAUGUCCCGGCGGAUAUGAUAAAUUUGCGCCUCAUCUUGGUAAGUGGGAAAACAAAAGAGUUCCUGUUUUCUCCCAAUGAUUCUGCUUCUGACAUUGCAAAGCAUGUGUAUGACAACUGGCCAAUGGACUGGGAAGAAGAGCAGGUCAGCAGUCCAAAUAUUCUACGACUUAUUUAUCAAGGACGAUUUCUACAUGGCAAUGUCACAUUAGGAGCGUUAAAACUUCCUUUUGGCAAAACAACAGUGAUGCAUUUGGUGGCCAGAGAGACACUGCCAGAGCCAAACUCUCAAGGUCAGAGGAAUCGGGAAAAGACGGGCGAGAGUAACUGUUGUGUGAUCCUGUAAAGACUGUCUGCUAAGUGUGAUGUGACGUCACCCUUGUCUUCCAUGCCCCCGGGACAGAAGAGACCCCACAUUGCGUCAGGAACCCUUAGCACAUCUGCCUGCAAAGCCAUGGAGUGAGUGGUCACAGGAGCACUGUCAUCUUUUCUCGUGAAAGUAAAAAGAACCAAGAACAUGUUUCACUAUGACUUUUAUUUCUAGUACUUUUGUUUGUGUUGAGCAGUUUUAAAACAUUGGUUUUUGAAUGCAGUCCAUCUUCAGGGGAAAAGUUAACAAGUUACCUUUCAUAGCAGAAAUGAUUUUGCUGCCACAAAAAAUGCGAUCACCAGAACUAACAAAUCAAGUGUUCCAAAUACAGUUUGCACUAAACAAGUUUGAUUGUUUUCUUCACCAGCAGAGUUUAUAGCAUAGUUCAUGGUACCCAGAAAUUCUCAUAUAUACAGUUCCACACUGGAAAACACUCAGCAACUAAUGACCUUAAUUACUGGGCCAACUGGAGAGGAAAAAAUGGACAAGAAACUAAACUGUUUGGUGGAUUCUACCACAGUCAGCCAUGGUGGCUUCACUGGCACAGAACACUAAAUGGAGGGUGACGGCCUCAGUGCCGCAAAUGAAAAAACCAAAUGUGCCUGUUUAAAGCACUCAAUAGAGAUCUGGUGAGCAAAUGGUUUUUCCUUUAACAUGUGCCCUCUCCAGUCAUAAGUAACCGAGAGCUUGUUCACGCAGCACAAAAGGGGUGAGUGUGUUUCCUAGCCUUAAUGUGGGAGGGGGAAGUUCCAAUCACUCAUAGACUUUCAUUGUUGUGCAGAAAUAUUAGGAAACCUCAUUUACUGUUCAAUUUUAUGUAUUCGAAUAUCAGCAGUUUGACUUUUUUCAUAAUUAUUAUUGCUCAUCUGUGUCCACUGUCACACUCACUCAUUAGAAUUCAGAUGAAUUCUUAAAAUGAAAAAAUUCUCCUCAGUAACUAAUUUGUUUCUUCAUGUAGUUUGCAUUUGGUGUCAGUGCUUGCAGUUGUAUUAAAAUCAAAAGCUGAUUUUUUAAAAGGCAUACGCAAUUCAGGAUGCCUUUGUUUUGUUUUGUACCAAUAACUUAAAAUUGAUAUGCUCAAAACAAUUUGCACAGCACUAAAGCAUGAGCAGUUUCAUCUAAAUCUGUAAAAACAUAAAAGAUUUUAUAUUUUUUCACUGGGAAGGAAUUCUUCCUGGAUGAAAUUACAAAUAUGUGUAGAAUAUAUUUAAUAAAAACUUAUAAAAUACCUAACUAUAGAACUUACAUAUAGAUUGGGGUGUAGUGUGUAGAACAAUGUUCCAUAUAAAUAAUUUAGCCUUUAUAACAAUGAAGUUACAAGCUGACACAUUCUGUACUUAAAUGAGUGUCCAUGGUCCUUACAAGCAUUGAGUGUAAAUGGUUUCAAACGGUCAGCUUCGUUUAGAGUGAUCAGGUUACUUUACUCAUUGUUAAAGCAUUGAUGAAAAGGCUUUCUAUGCAGUGGAGCUACGAAAUAUUGUUCAUACUGAUCAGAAAUUUGUAUAGAGCAGAGUUUUAAAAAGAGUGUAAAUAGCACUAAACAUUUUCUUUCUGCAACCUGUACUUAUAGAUUCUUUCUGUAAACUAAAUAAAAAAAUAUCAUCGUGCGUUUCGGUUAUAAUAUUAAAAGGUCUUAAUUAGGUCGAUAAUUGUUUAAGCUCAGUCUCAUCCAUGUUAUAAUUGUUUUCUAUUUUUGUUUCUGAAUCUUUAAAAAAAUUCAUUUAAUUAAUAUUCCAUUGAUAGUUUUGGGAAUUAUUCAUAACAUAUCUUUGAUAUUUAACCUGAAUGAUCUGUGCACAGCCACAAUACAUAGAAUUAUGUGGUCUCUUUAUCACUAAAUGUUAUAUAAAGAGAUGUUAAAUAUUUAUAUGCUUUGUUCAUUAGCUCAAACAUGAAUUCUGUUAGUGUUGAUGAAAGAAGAAUCUGGUAGUUACUUAAUUGGGCAAUUAAGCCAUUUAUGGCUCUAUUCCUCUUUUGUAAAACAAAUUACUGGUAAUUAUUUCUAAUACCUACUUUAAUUCUAAUUACUCUCUGUUUUUCCAAAGUUAAAGACUAUCAGCUAAUUGUGAUUGAAUUUUUACAAUGGUUAAAAAUAGUCUCUAUUGGUUUUCAAUAUAUUUUUCUGUGUUCCCACAUUAUAAAUUUCCCUUUCACAAGACCUCAAUUUAGAGUUUGCAAAACGGAUAAACUUGUUUAUUAGUAGAGAAAGAAUUAUAUCACUUAAUACUUAAUAUCAUUGUUAUGCAGAAUGAAAAAAAGAAUAAAAACUAGCAGUAAAAUUAUA
Rhinolophus ferrumequinum (greater horseshoe bat) is the source of this 2802-nucleotide messenger RNA. RefSeq names its product ubiquitin like 3 (gene UBL3). The transcript is spliced from 5 exons. Lineage: Eukaryota; Metazoa; Chordata; Mammalia; Chiroptera; Rhinolophidae. The record is from RefSeq and is a predicted model, not a curated record. The coding region runs from base 141 to 494 and encodes 117 amino acids. Gene Ontology annotation, molecular function: protein binding.